Messenger RNA from Drosophila sechellia, 829 nucleotides. RefSeq lists its product as uncharacterized. The record is from RefSeq and is a predicted model, not a curated record. Bases 9 to 227 code for a protein of 72 amino acids. The transcript has a single exon. NCBI's taxonomy places the organism in Eukaryota, Metazoa, Arthropoda, Insecta, Diptera, Drosophilidae.
GCGCCACAAUGAGCGAUGAAAAAUCAAAACCAACCUCAGUGCUGCAGCAUAUAGAAUCGGCGCUAUAUGUGAUCAACCAGCUGUGCAUAGGAUUCGUCACCAUUUGGGUCAGCUGGACCUGUUUGCGACAGGACCUCUCGGGCACUCGCCUGCAUGCCUGGCUGGUUACCUUCGGAUUUGUGUUCCUGAUGGCCGAGGGAAUGAUGUGCUUCUACGACGGCAGCUGACUAACCGUGCGUUACUCCCGGAAAUACAAGACUGCCUUUCACGUGGUCCUUCAGAUCCUUGGAGGCGGCAUGGGCGUGGCCGGCUGUUUGAUUCAACUGAUACGUGACGAUUGGUCAGUCAGCGUCACGUUACAUGCUCGCCUGGGCUUCGCCGCCUUCGUCCUGUGCCUGGUCUCUUUGCUGAGCGGACUUGUCGCCUUCCUGGCGAGGUGUCUGAGCAGGACCAUCUCACCCUUGGUCAACAAGACCUUCCAUGUGGUCCUCAGCUUCGCCGCCUUCGUGAUCGCCAUGAUGGCGCAGUUUUACGGAUACACGAAGACUGGAAUUUUCAGGGGACAAGGACAGGAUUUCGUUGUCCUCAUGCAGGUCGUCACUAUGGUCCUAAUGGUCCUAACCAGCAUUGGCGCCAUUAAGUCGCUCUACCAGAAGAUUGGUAGCCUGGCCAGUUAGGAACGCCUGCCGUUUAUCCCUAAUUCUGUAUAUAGUGCACUUAAGCUAAGCUAGACUAUUUGCUAUUUAUAUAUUAAAUGAAUGUUAUCAUAAGGAUAAAUCAAAUGACUAAGAGAGAAAUAAAAAAUGACUGCGACUUAUUUACAUUAAAA